UGCACUCUACCUGUUGUAAACAAUUCGUUGUCAACCUCCACCUCACCACACUCUCCAACAAUAUUGUUACUAAUUACUGUAGUACUGUACUUCUGUAAAUUUUGGCCYGUGCUUAUGAUUUAAUUCGUCAACUGUCGGUUAACCAUUGUGCAUUAUAUUAUCUUCAAUCGUGCAAAUAACAUAUCUUUGGCAAGUUUCUGAUUAAUAUUGUAUUUAUUAUAUAUAAUAUUAACCAUUCAGUAGGCCAGUUCAUCUCCUACAGAAUUAGUCCUCUCCGUGCCUUGAACAGAACAGUGGAAGAACCUCCUGAAGCUACUGACUGGGUAUGCGGUCGAAUUAAUAAGGGCACUUCACACUUUGAUAUCAAAAUACUUCAACCACUUUUUUAUUGACAACAUAGGAUUGUUACUCCAUGCAAUAAUCUUAAGGGCGUCGGAGCCGGUGCUUUUUUACUAUUUUCAGUCCAAACAUUUUGUAAUUUUUUUUAAUUCAAAGAAAAGAUCAUCACCUUCAAUGUCGGAAAACACUCAGGUGAUGCCAAUCAUUAAUGAUCUUGUAGGACCUGAAGAAAUGCCCAUUAUUUCAAAUAAUGAGAUGGAAGAAGACAAUGCACGACCAGAAGGAACUUUUAGACUUGAAAUUGAAAAUUUUAGUAAAUUAGCAAUUAUUAAGGAACAAACACUAUCACCUCCUUGUUAUGUUCGCAAUCUUCCAUGGAAAAUAAUGAUAAUGUAUAGAGCAGACGAAUACAGAGGAUUAAAUCAUGCUGUUGGUUUUUUCCUUCAAUGUAAUGGUGAUUCAGAAAAUACUUCCUGGAGUGUUAAUGCAAGUGCUGAACUUUGUGUUAUAUCUCAAAAAGAAGGAAUCUCAAAUGUUAAACGUAAAAUUCAACAUCUGUUUAAUCCAAAAGAGAAUGACUAUGGAUUUAGUUUUUUCAUGUCUUGGGAAGACAUAACAGAUGAAGCCAAAGGAUAUAUUAAAAAUGAUACGGUUUUUUUUGAAGUAUCUGUAACAGCUGAUGCACCGCAUGGUGUAAAUUGGGAUUCUAAGAAACAUUCUGGAUACAUAGGUCUGAAAAAAAAAAGUGCCGUAGGCUAUAUGAAUUCACUUUUACAAGCAUUAUUUUUCACUAAUCAACUACGCAAGGCUGUAUAUAAAAUGCCUACUAAAAGGGAUGAUAGUAAUGACAGUGACGUAUUAGCAUUACAAAGAGUAUUCCACAAGCUUCAAUUUUAUAAUAAACCUGUUGGAACCAACAAAUUAGUUAAAAGUUUUAGAUUGGAAAUCCUUACAAGUAUAUCAUUGCCGUAUUAUGAUAUUCAAAAAUUCUUAAAAUAYUUGCUUGUUAAAUUGGAAAAUAGAAUGAAAGACACGAGUGUUGAAGGAACUAUACCUAAGUUAUUUGGGGGAAAAAUGAUUUUAUAUAUACAUUCUAGAAAUGAUAAUAAUACAUCAAAGCUAACUCAAACAUUCUAUGACAUUCAGCUCAAUAUAAAAGGAAAAAAAAACAUUUAUGAAUCAUUCAAAGAUUAUAUUCAAGUUGAGACACUGCGUGGUGUUAACUCAUAUGAAGCUAUAUUGUAUGGUUUACAAGAUAUGGAAAACAGAGUUAUAUUUGAAUCAUUUCCUCCUGUUCUUUGUCUACAYCUUAAGCGAUUUCAAUAUGAUCCAGUCACAGAUAUCUCUUUUAAAAUCAAUGAUAGAUUUGAGUUUUAUGAUAAAAUUAAUUUGGAUCAGUUUUUAAAAAAUAAAGAAGAUACUCCAGCUGAUUACACAUUGUAUGCAGUUCUUGUUCAUAGUAGGGUUGAUCAUAAUGGAGUUAAUUUUAAUGGACAUUAUGUGGUUUUCAUUAAUCCUAAAGGCGAUGGAAAGUGGUGUAAAUUUGACGAUGAUGUUGUCUCAAGAUGCCCUAAAGAAGAAGCAAUAGAACGUAAUUUUGGUGGCGAUAAUGGAGACAUCAUUAAUUGGCGUAUGAUGCCAAUAAAGAAAUGUAGAAAUGCACAUAUGUUGAUUUAUAUUCGUGAUUCUGAAUUAAAAAAUGUGCUGCAGGAAGUUACAAUUAAUGAUAUAUCAAAAAAGGUUUAUAAAAGUAUUAACUAA
Molecule: messenger RNA, 2100 nt
Organism: Diuraphis noxia (Russian wheat aphid)
Lineage: Eukaryota; Metazoa; Arthropoda; Insecta; Hemiptera; Aphididae
Product: ubiquitin carboxyl-terminal hydrolase 7-like
Biological process (GO): protein deubiquitination; regulation of protein stability
Cellular component (GO): cytosol; nucleus
Molecular function (GO): protein binding; cysteine-type deubiquitinase activity
Source: RefSeq, a predicted model, not a curated record